AUGGCGGCUGAGCCGGCCAAGGGCGAGGCAGCGCCGCUGCUGGCGCGGGAGGAUUCCAAGGGGCGUGGAGGUGCAGCCAGGGGAGGAGCGACGUGGGCGCAGACGCUGGGCAACGUCGUCGUCUCCAUCGUCGGCACGGGGGUGCUCGGCCUGCCCUACGCCUUCCGCGCCGCCGGCUGGGUCGCGGGAUCCAUCGGCGUCGCCGCCGCCGGCUUCGCCACGCUCUACUGCAUGCUCCUCCUCGUGGACUGUAGAGAUAAAUUGCAAAAGGAAGAAACUGAGGAACCAUGUGAUGUUCACUAUACAUAUGGAGAUUUGGGUGACAAGUGCUUUGGGACUGUAGGCCGAUGCUUGACAGAGAUUCUUAUCCUUGUUUCGCAAGCUGGUGGAUCUGUAGCUUACCUAGUAUUCAUUGGCGAAAAUCUCCAUUCCAUGUUUAGCCAGUCGAUGUCAUCAGCUGGCUUCAUCUUCGCCGUCCUCCUGCCUGUGCAAAUUGCAUUAUCCUUCAUCCGUUCACUGUCUUCUCUUUCACCAUUCAGUAUAUUUGCUGAUGUAUGCAAUGUCCUAGCGAUGGCAAUGGUUAUCAGAAAAGAUCUUCAACUAAUUGAUCAUCCAUUUGCAAAUAGAAGUGCUUUUAAUGGAGUUACGGCGAUACCUUUUGCUUUUGGGGUUGCAGUCUUCUGCUUUGAAGGAUUCAGCAUGACAUUGGCACUAGAAUCAUCAAUGGCGGAACGGAGAAAGUUUCGUUGGGUACUUUCUCAAGCAGUUGUGGGCAUCAUAUUUGUGUAUUCAUGUUUUGGAAUAUGUGGGUAUUUGGCCUAUGGUGAGGCUACUAUGGACAUCAUAACACUUAAUCUUCCAAAUAGUUGGUCAUCUGCCGCAGUUAAGGUUGGCCUAUGCAUUGCACUAGCAUUCACAUUCCCUGUUAUGAUGCACCCAAUCCACGAGAUAGUGGAGGAUAGGUUCAGAUCAAGUGGAUGCUUCCAGAAGCUUUCCAACAGUGUUCCUGGUGCUGAAUGGCUAGGCCUGCACUCGAGCCGCAUCUUCACAGUGACCAUCCUCGCUGUGGUGGCAUCCUUCGUACCUGAAUUCGGAUCAUUUGUCUCCUUUGUAGGGAGCACAAUGUGUGCUCUGCUCUCCUUUGUGCUGCCUACCUUGUUCCACCUCAACAUCGUUGGCUCGUCAAUGAGCCUGUGGCAAAGGGUGUUGGACUACAGUUUCCUUAUCUUUGGCCUGGGUUUUGCUGGCUAUGGAGUCUUCACUACUCUCGUCACACUGACAGAUUAAUUGGCGACUACCAAAAUGUAUAAAGUAGGGGUUGAUUUUUUAUAAAGACAUGGCUGGACAGAAGUAUCUGGGAUCCUGAGACGGCAGGCAUCACAUCAGAUAGCUUUGAUGUUCCCAGCUGAUUAUUCGUGGCCUUGGUCUGGAUUGUUAGGUAGUGGUGUAGUUUAUUUGUAUCUUUAUCUUAUGAUGACUUCAGAUCUAUUUCAAUAUUUUUCAUGUUCAUAGAAGGCAUAGUACAGUCCAUUAUGUUCAUCGUGGGUUGGUUGUGAUUCUGAUCUGCUUGUUGUCAGCAUGUGUUUCUUAAUUUGACAGUUGUAUGAUAAGAAGGUAUAUUGCCCAAUCAAAUGUAAUUUUCCUUGUGAGCAAAGAGGAUCCAGAUCUUGUA
Messenger RNA from Lolium rigidum, 1672 nucleotides. RefSeq names its product amino acid transporter ANT1-like. Gene Ontology annotation, molecular function: amino acid transmembrane transporter activity. The coding region runs from base 1 to 1287 and encodes 428 amino acids. The record is from RefSeq and is a predicted model, not a curated record. Gene Ontology annotation, cellular component: vacuolar membrane. The transcript is spliced from 3 exons. Gene Ontology annotation, biological process: amino acid transmembrane transport. NCBI's taxonomy places the organism in Eukaryota, Viridiplantae, Streptophyta, Magnoliopsida, Poales, Poaceae.